Molecule: messenger RNA, 417 nt
Organism: Pleurotus ostreatus (oyster mushroom)
Lineage: Eukaryota; Fungi; Basidiomycota; Agaricomycetes; Agaricales; Pleurotaceae
Exons: 4
Coding region: 1-417 (138 amino acids)
Source: RefSeq, a predicted model, not a curated record
AUGAAGUUCUCUUUCGCUCUCGUUGCUGCCCUCGCUUCCGUCGCCAACGCCGCCGUUCUCAACGUCGCUCGCGCCGCCCAAGAUGUCUUUGUGCCACACAUCGAGUCGCCCAAGCUGGGCGAUGUGCUCGUUGUCGGCGAUUCCCUGACCGUUACUUGGGACACGUCAAACGCGCCCGAGAACAUCACCAACACCGAGGGCCGCGUUAUGCUCAGGCAAGGCCCGGUCACCUUCCCUUUCUACCUGGCUCGCGGGUUCUCCAUCCUCAAGGGCUCAGUAACCUUCACAGUUCCUGAUGUCGUCCCCAGCGAUCAAUACCAGCUUGUCCUUUUCGGCGACUCGGGCAACUUCAGCCCCCCAUUCUCCAUCGUCUCUGCGGCUCCCGCCCCAGAGGCCGUCGAGGCACCCGCUUUGUGA